Molecule: messenger RNA, 1606 nt
Organism: Pungitius pungitius (ninespine stickleback)
Lineage: Eukaryota; Metazoa; Chordata; Actinopteri; Perciformes; Gasterosteidae
Product: transcription factor IIIA-like
Exons: 1
Coding region: 1-1029 (342 amino acids)
Cellular component (GO): nucleus
Source: RefSeq, a predicted model, not a curated record
AUGGAGAGCAAACGGGAGCCGCUCAAACGGUACAUCUGCUCGUUCGCGGGCUGCCGGGCGGCCUACAACAAGCAGUGGAAGCUCGACGCGCACCUGUGCAAACACACCGGCGUCAAGCCGCACGCGUGCGCGCGCUGCGCCAAGUCGUUCUGCACCUCGUACCACCUGGCGCGACACGAGCUCAGCCACAGCGGCGAGAAGCCCUUCCGCUGCCCGGAGGACGGCUGCGAGGAGGCCUUCACCACCACCACCAACCGCACCAGGCACGUCGGCCGCGUCCACGCGCCCGGCCGCAAGAAGACGUACGCGUGCACGUUCGAGGGCUGCGCGCUCGAGUUCAAGAAGAACAAGCAGCUGAAGGCCCACGUGUGCGAGCGGCACAGCGCGCUGGCCGGGCACCCGUGCACGCACGAGGGCUGCGCGAUGCGGUUCGCCGUCCCCAGCAAGCUGAGGCGGCACGAGAAGGUGCACCGGGGCUACCCGUGCACGGACGAGGGCUGCGGCUUCACGGGGAAGACCUGGACCGAGUACCUGAGGCACCGGAAGGAGCGGCACCGGCCCGUCCUCAGCUGCGACCAGUGCGACAGGACCUUCAAGGACUCGUGGUUCCUGCAGCAGCACCGGCGCGUCCACUCGGAGACGCGCGUGGUCCUGCGGUGCCCGAGGGCCGGCUGCGAGCGCUCCUUCACCACCGCCUUCAACCUGCAGAGCCACAUCGGCUCCUUCCACGAGGAGCGCCGCCCCUUCGCCUGCGCGCACGCCGGCUGCGGGAAGACCUUCGCCAUGAAGCAGAGCCUCCGGCGCCACAGCGUCGCCCACGACCCGCAGAAGAAGAAGCUGGCCAAGGCCCGGCCCAAGAGGUCGCUGGCCUCCCGGCUGAGCGGCUACGCCGGGGUGGAGAGGGCGAAGCCCGGCCCGCCCGGCCCCGUCCAGCUGGUGUCCCUCCUGCAGGACACGUCUCUGCUGUGCGGCCCCCCCGUGGACGCCCAGGGGCUCACCGAGGCCCUGGCUGCACCCCUGUCGGUGUAGAGGAGGAGCGGUUGGGGGUCACUGCGAGGACACGGUGUGGGAAAAGUGGUCCACGCGGUCCCGGCUGCACCUGAGGGUCCUGGUGUGGACUCUGGACCCAAUGAACAGCUGCUUUAUUUCAUGAAUGAAGCCGACUCUCGUUGUUCUGUUUGUUUUGUUUAAUAUAUCCGGUAAAAAAACCUGUUUGAAUAAAUAAAACCGGUACAAUAUAUAGAUAUAUUUUUGUCUGAAUAGUUUGAGGUCAAUUUGACUCAUUUGGGGGUAUUUCUGAGCACAUUGGGUUCGUGGACCUACAAUACUGAAGAGGUUGAGUCUCCUGGUGAAACCGUAGAAUACACAGCAGUAGAAAUGUGUCCGGGUCCAAAGAUACGUCUGAAAAUGACUUCUUUUUCAGGAUUGGUUGGAAGUUGGUCAAAACAAAGAUGGCUGGUCCGUCUCCUGCUGGACCAUUUAAAAAUUGAGUAUUUUUAUUUUGGUAUCACUUGCAAUGUAAAUAAAUUGCAGUACGCGGUUUGAUGGCAGUACUUUGUGUGUUGUAUGUUUUUUAAAAUUGCGAUAGCGUGCACAGACCCCUCUG